Molecule: messenger RNA, 732 nt
Organism: Colletotrichum chrysophilum
Lineage: Eukaryota; Fungi; Ascomycota; Sordariomycetes; Glomerellales; Glomerellaceae
Exons: 1
Coding region: 1-732 (243 amino acids)
Source: RefSeq, a predicted model, not a curated record
AUGACGGAACCUGUGGAUACUCCACCUAUCCGAGCAGUCUUAGCCGAGAAGGCAUGGUUUGGAUUCGACCUUGAUGACACUCUGCAUGAAUUCCGACGCGCAUCUGCGGCUGCAACCGCAAAGACACUUGAGGCAAUAUCUCAGCAGUAUGGACAACCUGCGAAUGCCUUGCAGGAAGAGUACUCAAACAUUCUCCGCGACAAAACGUUAAACGCCUUCUCCGACGGCAAGACCUCAUUUGAGUACAGACGAGAGCGUUUCACAAUCUUGUUAGAGCGCUUCUCCCUCGCCCAAGACGUUGACUUUAUCGAUCGGCUCCUUGGCAUAUACGAAGAUACUUUGACACAUUCAUUGCAACUCAAAGACGGGGCUUUGUGCCUUUUUGCAACUUUGAGAAAGAAGGGCAAGAAGGUGGCCGUCAUCACUGAGGGGCCACAAGAUGCACAAGAAAGGACGGUGAAACAGCUUGGCUUAGCGGGACAUGUCGACUUCCUAGCUACCACCAACUUCUUCCGAGUUUCCAAGACUGAGGGUCUGUUCCCAAGAAUUUUGGAGCACCUAGGCAUCCAACCUUCGGACAUGGUUUACAUCGGAGAUAACCCAGUCCGAGAUACCGUGCCAGCGAGGGAAGCGGGUAUCUUUGCUAUUCAUUACAACGAGCAGGCAGAAACCUCUUUGGAGGGGUCGUCGCCACAGGUGAAAUCGUUGGCAGAGGUCGAGGGCCUUCUGUGA